CCCCCUGCGGCCGCUAUGGCGCUAUCUAUGGUGUCGGCACGGGCGCACGACCGUCCAUCCGUUUCUUAUCCACCUCAUCCCACCCCCGGCCACACUUCUCCGGCCACGCCACGCCACGCCACGCCCUCGAGCCCCACCGCCGUGGGAUCCGGCGGCCGCCGCAUCCCGCCCGUCCGCUCCCCACCCCCAAACCCCUCUUCCCCCAUCUCGCCCUCCCCAAACCAAAGCCAGGCCAGGCCAGCCAGCGAGAGCCAAGCCGCACUGCCUCCCCGAGUCCUCCACUGCCACCGCCCGCUCCGCGACGCGAUGGCCGCGCUCCGCCUCGCCUCCUUCACCCUCCGCCCGGCCUCCGCGGCGGUAUCCCCCUCCUCCGGCGCGGCGCCGCGGUCCGCCUCCUUCGCCAGUGCGGCGCGGGGGCUCCCCUCGCUCCGCCUGGCCCCGCCCCGCCGCCGCGGGGACCUCGCCAGGCCCCGCGCCGCGGCCGACGCCGCGGCGGAGGGCUACGCGACCGCGCUGUCCGAGGUGGCCGCCGAGAACGGCACCCUCGAGAAGACCGUGUCCGACAUGGAGAAGCUGGAGAAGAUCUUCGCCGACGAGGCCGUCGCCGAGUUCUUCGACAACCCCACCGUGCCGCGCGAGGUGAAGGCCCAGCUCAUCGACGAGAUCGCCAAGUCGUCCGAGCUGCAGCCGCACGUCGUCAACUUCCUCAACGUCGUCGUUGACAACUUCCGCGCGGGCAUCGUGCCGCAGAUCGUCGCCGAGUUCGAGAACGUCUACAACGCGCUCAGCGGCACUGAGCUCGCCACCGUCACCUCCGUCGUGCAGCUCGAAUCGCAGGACCUCGCGCAGAUCGCGCAGCACGUCCAGAAGAUGACCGGCGCCAAGAACGUCCGCCUCAAGACACAGCUCGACCCGGAGCUCAUCGCCGGCUUCACCGUGCAGUACGGCCGCGACGGAUCCAACCUCAUCGACAUGAGCGUCCGGAAGCAGAUUGAGGAGAUCGCCUCAGAGUUCGAGUUGCCCUCCGUUGCCCUCGAAGUCUGAUCCGGCUUUAGGCGUCAAUCCUCGCCCUUGAAGCCUAGCUGCUACUCUCUGGGAAUUGUGAGAAUCAAGUGGGAAUGUUGGUCUUCUCCCCGUCAAACCUGCAGAUCAAUGGUGGUGGCUCAAAUACAUAUGGACGGGCAUUCUUUUCUGCAUCUCUCUUUCCAUUUCUUGGCGGGGAGCCUAUGCAACUCUUUUUCCUCCUAUUUUUGUGGUUGGCGCUGUAAUAUGUUUAAAACACGCAAGUAUAUAAGCUGAGUUUGCUCCUCCCCUCUGAAAUACAUACCCGCUGAUAGUGCUGCGGUUUGAGGAAGUUAGUAUAGGAUGCCUGUGAAUUGUUGUCCUUGUCCACCGGGAAAUAAGAUCAUGCCGCGUCUGCUUGC
Panicum virgatum (switchgrass) is the source of this 1424-nucleotide messenger RNA. Its product is annotated as ATP synthase delta chain, chloroplastic-like. Gene Ontology annotation, cellular component: chloroplast thylakoid membrane. The coding region runs from base 16 to 1044 and encodes 342 amino acids. Gene Ontology annotation, molecular function: proton-transporting ATP synthase activity, rotational mechanism. Gene Ontology annotation, biological process: photosynthetic electron transport in photosystem II; proton motive force-driven ATP synthesis; photosynthetic electron transport in photosystem I. The transcript is spliced from 2 exons. The record is from RefSeq and is a predicted model, not a curated record. NCBI's taxonomy places the organism in Eukaryota, Viridiplantae, Streptophyta, Magnoliopsida, Poales, Poaceae.